UUGACUUCCGGAGUAAGCCCGAUUGUGAUAAGAUAUCAGUCGCUACCGCGAGAAGAGGGGCUGAGGAGCCUUGGGAAGCCUUCGGCUUUUCCCAAAAUGAUAAAACCCGCGACGAAAGAAAGUGACAGAUUUAAAGGAAGAGUGCCUUGUGACGAUUUCAACGAUCUAAAAAAAAGGACGAAAAGGAUAAGCCGACUCGGAUCAACUGCAAAUGUGUGAUGUAAUGCCGGGAAAACACAAAGUGGAAUCGCAGUCAUCGAGAUCGUUGUCUUCGCAAGAAAGGGAGAGGGGUCGUUCGAUUGUUGACACCAAGCAUUAAAGAGGAUUGAUUUUUCAUCCGAUUGAUUGUUAUCGAAAGGAUUGCUGUUUCUCGGAUUAUCAAUUCAUUCGAGAGACGAUGCUGAAGAGGCGCGUGCGAAAGUCGUCGACCUUGAAGUGCCGCGAAAGCUCCUUGGAAUCGGGACGGGAUGUGCCGACGAAGGGGCGCGAUGUUUCUUCACGGGUAACAGCGGCCUCGACAUUCACCACUUUCGGUGGCCGCGACCCUAACUGCCUCGGGUACGAUGCGAUAUUUAGACGAAUAUGGGCCAAUGGCAAAAGGAAUGCGCAGGGUCGACAGUUGAUUCUUUAGCGCCACGAUAGAUUUCUCGUAGGAAAGAUCUCGGGGCUGUACAAUUUAAUUUCCAGUCUUCCUACGACAAGGGCGACAGCUUUUUGCAUCUAGCAUUACCGAUUUAAAUGCAAUUUACUUAAUUAAAAUUUAAUUAAUAUACAAUUGCAUCAUUUUCUCUCUUCCCAAUGAAUCGAGUGAGGACUUCUCAAAAAUAUCUCCGAUCUGUUCUCUCGCGCCGGCCCUGCGGAAGCGAUUGGCGCGUGCCGGGACGCACCCGGGAUGCCUUAAUUAGAACAAGUAAGGUAUGAGCGAAAACUAUUAAUUGCAACUCUAUUGACGUCGGCCCAAUCGACGGCAGACAUUUGCCCGGUCGUGAAGCGCGCACCUUCCAUCCGCCUCAUUGAGCUCCAGCUCGCCGGACCCUCGAAAUCUUGGGACCUCAAGCUCUCCUGGAGCCGUCUGUAACUGCACACGUAGACUCUGCGAACAUUCGGAGGAUCUCGCAAAAUAUGAGAUAUUAGAGAAAUGUUUCCGGUGUGUAAGAAAGCCCGGGUACAAAUUAUUUGAGCGACACUACAUUGCUGCUCGACGGCAUUUCGUCUCUUCGGGAUCUCCGGGACUUGUCGCGACCUUGACUCCCCGUAUUUGCGGUUCACGAUAGGAAAUCCCGUUGGCAUCCACCCGCUGGCAACCUAUCGGCGAUAAUACGUCCCCCUCGAGUGUUUAACACCAUCGACGAUAUCAACGACGGCACGGCGACGACAAUGAAUAUUGAUCCCCCGCGGUUUAAAAGCGCGCGGAAAAUAGCACCGCGCGUUAACGAAGCGCUCCUCUGACGCGCGGACUCGCGGACGUAAUUUCCUGCGAGGAAAUUGUAUCCUGCCGCAUUCGUUUGCGUUCUUUUAAAAGGCCGGGUGAGGGUGGUUUCAAUCGGCUUCGCUCCGUCCUUCGGAGAAAUAAACCCGCGUCUCGAAGUGUAUUACUUCCGAGGACGGAAAACGUGGAUUGAUUACGGACGUUUUGUAGACCCUCAAAGUCCAGAAAUAAAAAUUCGAGGCAGCGAAGGGAGCGAGGCCAUUGCCAUUUCGAGUUUCGAAUGCUGCCGCUUCGCGAUCUCUGCUCGCAUUGAACGCUAUACAUUAUCCCCUUUUCACAAGAGGCCUUUCGCUUCUACCACGACGUAUCGAUUUUCAAGAAGAGGAAACUAAUCAAGAUAAAGUUACUCUGGGGAAAUUGUAAGAUAUUAAAAUCGCGUUGGUUCGUGUGGUCUUAAGAAAUUCGUUUGUAGAUGUGAAAAGAGGAGAAAAGAUUCGGCAGCCCCCCGGGUGCUAAGAAUUAGAUUUUGCAGCGGCGUUCUGAAGAGGGUUUAGGAAACUGGACACUGUUAAAGCUUCGUCUGCGAUAUCGAACGUGGAACGUCAGCGGCCACGAAGACCUACAACGUUCCGUUGCGUGAAUGGCCUUGGUCGAAGUUGCGUAUUAGGCCGAUAAACGGUGUGCCGAUCGAUACACCGUUGUCCCCAUAAAGCCCGUUUGUUCCCUUAUUCGUGCCGCCGUUUUCCUCGUAAUUUAUUUAUUUAGCGAAAGCGAGGUAGCGCAAGAAGGGGAGACGAAAUGAAUGAACUUCCGUGUUUGCUCGAUUUACUUUGAGACGUAUUUACCGCUAUACGCAGUAAUCGGAUUGCAUGUGCCGGGAGAGAAAGAGAGAGAUGUUCCUCCCCUUAUUGGACAUCGCGUAAACCUCCCGCUGUUACCACGAAGAAAAAUGCAACAGCAAAGUCCAACGAAUCUCCCAGAUUUACUCGUAGAGACAAAAUGAUCGCCCGAGCUGUACGAUACUAAGGGCGAGAAAUCUUUCCCUCAUUCAAUUGUAAGAGAAUUGUUUCACUAUUACGCUAACAUUCUGUCACGGCUCUUUAGUCCUCAUUCGUUCGAAUUUGUGUUUACCACACGAGAGCCUUAUGAGUUUUACUGAUUUGUUGUUUCAAUAUUCUUUACAAUUAUUAGAGAAAAGUUCCCUAUUACGUAACAGGCUCCUAAUAUGAGGCAGCGGGGGUUCUGCUAACCCGCAAAGCAUGUAAUAUUACAGUAAUAUCACGUUGAAUUUGAACGUUGGAAACCUACUGUCUCAUGUUAGAAUCCCAUCUCAUAAUAGAGGACUUUCCUCGACACAGUAAUCCUUUCUUUUUUCUUCAAGCAGAUCGAUUUCGCGAGACGACUCCUAAUUGCAGAUUUAAACAGAUCUCGUCGGUCUUGAGAUCGUUUUUGCAACUGAAAUGGCUUACCUUGAUCCGUGACUCUGAAUUUAAAGAUUUAAGCAUCAGUCUACAGGUCUGCCUUGAUCGAUUUCGCGAGGUGACUCCUAGUUACGGACUUAAAACGGCCGGUCUCCGGAUCUCGGCUUGAGAUCGUUUUCGCAAUGGUUUGCCUUGGUACGUGUCAACCAGGAGAUUUCAGGGGCAACGAGCUACCCUCUGAUCGGUACACGGAAAGCUCAUUUCGACGAGUCGCGCGAGUGCCUCUCCUGAGAUUGCGCGGGCAUUUCUCGAGCUUUCGUGCUUGCUUCCGCAGCGAGGUUGCAGCGGGGGUGCUCGCUCGGACGAUCAGUCGUCCGUCGUCCGUCCGCGUUCGCGCUUUCACGCGCGGGUCGCGAUGUGGUCCAGUCAACUCGUAAACGACUCGUAUUUCCGCCGAAAUUCCGCCGACGAUUGUAGAAUGAAUGGGAUCGAGAGUUCCUUGUGCCGUCUCUUGUUGCUCGGACUAUUCAUAUUUAUUAUGUAAUUGAUGAUAUAAUAUGCAAUGUGACGCGGAGUUUUCUAAUUUCAAAGGAUCUACCUGCCUCGCGCAUUAACGACAGAUGUAAUAAUAAAAUCGUGGUCAAUCGAUAAAGGAUUGGGACUACAUUUCUAUUUACUUUACGGCUGAUUUAUUUCCUAUUUAUUGAAACUAAUGAAAAAUUAUAAAAUGGAUUCUCUUAUUAAAGCAGCUCUGCUGUCUACCUCUGACAAAGAUUAUUAAGCAACAAUAAGUUUUUUUUUCUAGUUGGCACUUGUAAUAGUUCGCGAGGAAAACGAUGAAAAUUACGGUUCGAUCAGUGACACGUUUUUGAACAAUGAUGCACCUCGACGCACUCGAGUGUCCCACCGUUACAUCGUUCAUCCUGUGUCGCGCGAGAUAAGGGCUGACCAUGGUGGAUAAAUUGCACGAGUACGAGGGACUCAUGGGUAGGAUUCACGGUGUCCGCGACACCAUCAGGGAACGAUGGGGCGUGUGGAAAGAGUGGAAGGACAAUCUGAAUCUAGAUCAGGGCUUGGACGGGUUGAGGCAUCAUCUGCGGGGACCGCCCAAGUUAGAGCGCACUUUGGACGACUAUUCUCACAUCUACAGAAAGAAGAGUCGCGCCGAACUGGUGAGGGUAUCAGCGGCCGUCAUGGGGAUCGAGUUCUCGUACGCGGCGGAGACCGCUUUCGUCUCGCCGACGCUCCUGAAGAUCGGCGUCGAUCACCAGCACAUGACGCUGGUUUGGGCGCUGAGCCCCCUCGUGGGUUUCUUCGUGACGCCUAUUCUCGGCAGUAUGAGCGAUCGCUGUAGACUCAAGGACGGUAGGAGGCGACCCUUCAUCCUCCUGUUGGCUCUCGGAGUUUUCAUAGGACUCAUCUUGGUACCGAAUGGCGAGCACCUUGGCUACGUGUUCGGCGACAUGCCGUUCCGCACGAACGAAACGAUCCCGCUCGGACAUCGCACAACGGCCAAGCUACCCGAAGAGGUGACGCCCGAGUCCGCUGCAAGGGCUUCCUCGCACUCCUGGGGCAUCUUCUUCACUAUUCUCGGCACGGUGUUGCUCGACUUCGACGCCGACGCCUGUCAGAGUCCAGCGAGGGCGUAUCUCCUCGAUGUCACUAUACCUGAGGACCAUGCCAAGGGCCUAAGCACGUUCACCGUAAUGGCAGGCUUGGGCGGCUUCAUGGGCUACGGCUUGGGCGGCAUCAAUUGGGACGUCACGUCUCUCGGUGUUAUGCUGGGCGGACAUCUGCACGCGACCUUCACUCUCAUCACGAUCAUCUUCGUCGUCUGUGUCAUAUGCACCAUCACCAGUUUCAAAGAAAUCCCUCUCGAGCUACUCGAGCGAGAUCAGUACCGACAAAUGGACGAGCCGAAGACUCCGAAGGAAGCUCAAGGAACAGAGAAGCAAGACGAACGCGAGAAGAUUAUUCCUGACGAGUCGAGGAUGUACGGUGCGCUCAAUACUGAGCACGAGACGGAGCCCUCGCAAGCGGAAACGCAACCCUCCGACCGUCCGGAAGAAUCGGUUUCCGAAGGCAGCCACGUUAAUUACGGCUUCGACGAUGUCGAGGGUGAAGCGAACCACAAGGCGAGCCUGAAGGAGUACCUGCUGUCCAUCGUUUACAUGCCGUACAGUCUUCGCCUGGUGUGCUUGACGAAUCUGUUCUGCUGGAUGGCGCACGUAUGCUACUCCCUGUACUUCACGGACUUCGUGGGCGAGGCAGUGUUCGGCGGGAAUCCGCGGGCACCCGCCGACACCGACGAGAGGGAGCUCUACGAGGAGGGCGUGCGAUUCGGGUGCUGGGGCAUGUCCAUGUAUUCGCUGUCCUGCUCGUGCUACUCGCUGAUCAUCGAGCGGCUGAUCCAGCGCUUCCGAGCGCGCAAUGUUUACAUCUACGGGCUGCUCUUCUACAGCGUCGGCAUGCUCCUGAUGGCCCUGACGCAGCACCCGAUCGGCGUCAUCGUCUUCUCGUGGACCGCUGGCGUCAUGUACUCCACGCUGUUCACCAUGCCCUAUCUACUUGUGGCGCACUACCACGCGUCCUCGACCUUCGCCCUGACGACCGCGGACGACGCGGUCUCCGGCGGCUUUGUGCGCGGUCUAGGGACCGACGUCGCCAUCGUCUCUUCCAUGGUGUUCCUCGCGCAGUUCCUGCUAUCCUGCUGCCUGGGCACGAUCGUCAACCUCACGGGCACCACCGCUGCGGUGGUUUACGUCGCCAGUAUUCUGGCGAUGUGCGGCGCGGCCUCGGCUACGCAGAUCAUGUACCUGGACCUGUGAAUUUUGCUCGUCGAUUAAUUAGAAUUUUAAGCGUUACGGUCAGUCAUGAUGUCUCGUUAAUUAUCCAUGAGUCCACUUCGCAGAAGAAACUAGAAUAAUCGUUACGUUAACGGAUACAAAACGUUCCAUUAGUUGCGGAUAAUGUGAGCUAAUGUGUUAGAAAUCCAGGAGAAUAGGUUUGUAAGAUAAUCAUAGCCAAUUAAUCAUCAUUAUACUAAUCGUUAAUCAAUAAUUGUCAAUUUUAGUGACCGUUUCGUCCGUUUCGCGCCAAGCAACUUUGAUGUUAUCGUCUUAACGUAUAUUUUACUAGCGCAUAAACUGGUUAAUACUAAUUUCAUUAAUAGUACAAACUGCUAAAUGUUUCAGAAAUAUACUGCGUUGAUUAAACAGUUAUCUAAAUAUUUAUUCGCUCUAAACUGGUACAUAUAUCUUCAUUAAUAAUGAAAGAGGACGGAUGUGUAUACAAUGUAUAACAAGUAAACAAUCGAUCAAUAUACAAGUUGAACGAGG
Messenger RNA from Vollenhovia emeryi, 6188 nucleotides. It is a transcript of the gene lovit, whose product is annotated as proton-associated sugar transporter A-like. The record is from RefSeq and is a predicted model, not a curated record. Gene Ontology annotation, molecular function: sucrose:proton symporter activity. Lineage: Eukaryota; Metazoa; Arthropoda; Insecta; Hymenoptera; Formicidae. The transcript has 13 exons. Gene Ontology annotation, cellular component: membrane. The coding region runs from base 3801 to 5678 and encodes 625 amino acids.